Molecule: messenger RNA, 1068 nt
Organism: Nematocida major
Lineage: Eukaryota; Fungi; Microsporidia
Exons: 1
Coding region: 1-1068 (355 amino acids)
Source: RefSeq, a predicted model, not a curated record
AUGUUUAUGGACGAGUUGUGGAGGGCCCUUUUCGUGGGCCUGGUCGUGUACGGGAACUAUCUGUUGUUUUCAGGCCAUUUCAUGCCCAUAUUUUGGGCUGUUUGCUACUCUGUUCUGUGCAAACAGGUGGGGAAAAAGCACGUCCCCAUCCUGCAGCCGUUUCUCCUGCUGCUCUCUUCGUUUCCGCUGCUCUCUCUGGCAGUGCUUCCCUCCGUCCUGGUUCUCCUGUGCGGGAAUGAGCUGAAAGAGUGCGCGGUUUCAGCCGCUCGCAUCAUCAGCACCUCCCCGGAGACGCAGACUCUCGCAAAAAAGGUCCUUGCUCCCGUGCUCUUCCAGAUUUCGCAGUAUCUGGAGAUACACAGCGACCAGACACUCUCAGAGUCCGUUGUCUACUACAAAAUAUACCUGAAGAUCAUCUCCCUGAAAGAGGAAAUUCUGCAGGGCAGCCAAAGCGCAGUCUCCCUCCUCGGGCAGACGCUUUUCUUCGUGGGCUUCACAGGGUACUUCUACAAGCUGCAAAACAAUCCGCUUUACUACGUGCUCAAGCCCAUCCCCCGGCACGCAAGCAUAAUCAGCGCCUUCGAGAACAUCGUCCACAGCAUGGCCGUGGGAAGUGCAUACGGGUUCCUGUGCGGGUUCAUUCUGUGCGCGCACUUUGGCUCUCCCCUCGUCGUAACCAGCGCUGUUGCAAGCGCAUUCCUCACGGUAUUUCCUGUUAUGCCGCUUUGCCUGUACGGAGCCCCCACAGCCGCAUUCCUCUGGGCGGAGGGAAAGCGUGUAAGUGCUUUCGCCUUUUUCUGCCUCUGCAUUCUCCAGCAGCUCUACGGAAGAAAAACAUUCGGCGUGGAAAUGGCAGGCGGAAAGUAUCUGAAAAGCGUAAGUGUUCUCCUGGGCCUGCGCGUUUUCGGGUACCCAGGCGUCAUUUUGGGCCCACUCCUUCUCUCCUCCCUCCUAAUCCUGUGGCCCUCCGACAAAGCCCCCGCAGAGCCUCUGCAGAAGCCCGUCGAGAGAGCAAAAAGGCCAAAAAACAUGACCAAGGCCAUGGAAAUACUUCGGAAGGGGAGGUAG